CUUGCACAUGUAGAUGGCAAUUUGUACAAAAAAACCAUUCGAACUUUUGUUGGUAUAUGCUCGAAUGUUAGAUCGACAUGCGGUGUUGAUGGUGCUUUCUCGAGGACUAACAAAAGCAGCUAAGCACUGGUUCGAAAUGCAAUAUGAAGUGAGUGCUUUCACUGAUUUCCCAUAAUGAUAGUCUCCCAGGGUAUACUUGUGGCCGUGGACCAGAGAUAUCUAUAUAUGUGGGACUCGGAAAUUGGCCCUCGAUAUUAAAUCUUGCUUUUGUAUUGGCACUUAUCUGGGAUGAAGAGCUUUCAGCAUCUCUCCGCUCUGCCAACUCUUGAUUCCCUGGGCGCCACCAAAGCCAUCGCCGAGGCAGCUUCUCCUAUAGACGAGGCCAACAAGUGGUUCUAUGCCUUUGUCGAGGCUGUUCGCACGAGCGAUAUAGCUUCAAUUGUCGACCUCUUCCACGAAACCGGUUCCUGGAGAGAUGUCGUUGCCCUUACUUGGAGUCUUCGCACACUAGGAGGCAAACAUGAUAUCAAACGCCUUCUUGACGCACGACUCGAGGCGACUGGCCUCACAUCUCUCCAUUUGAGCGAGGGGUCACGUAAAACGCCUGUUCAUGUCGCGCCACUGCCAGACCUGGCGUUUAUUCGUUUUUGCUUCACCUUCGAGACACUUCAUGGGAAAGGUAGCGGCAUUUGCCAUCUAAUCCCCAGCGGCCCGAGCCCCGAAGUGACCUGGAAAGCACAUGCUCUGUUAACACAUCUUGAUACGCUGAAAGUAUUUCCGGUUCAGGCUGGCAUCUUCCGCAGUCACACGAUUUUCAACGGAAUUUGGGAAGAGAAACGAAGACGUGAGUUAGAGUUUCCCGACGGUGAUCCGGAGGUGCUUGUCGUUGGAGCUGGCCAAUGCGGCUUGCAAGUCGCUGCACAUUUGAAGUACAUGGGUGUGUCUACCUUGGUGAUCGAACGUAACGCGCGGGUGGGAGACAGCUGGAGAACUCGAUACAAAUCAUUGUUCCUGCACAAUUCAAUCCAUUUUAAUCAGACGUCUUAUCUGAGAUUCCCCUCCACUUGGCCAUAUUUCAGCCCUGCACCUAAACUUGGCGACUGGUUUGAAGCCUACGCUAAUUUCUUGGACCUAAACGUCUGGACAUCAUCUAGUGUUGUGGAAACAGUCUGGGAUGACACCGCAAAAUAUUGGAAUGUGCUCAUCGAUCGUGGAGACAUGCCACAUCGCUUGAAGGUCAAGCACAUUGUCCUUGCGCCUGGCCACGGUGGCAGCAUCCCUCUAUCCCCAGAUUUUGGUGGCAAGAACUUCUAUCGCGGUAGGGUGCUUCAUUCGUCAGAAUACAAGGCAGGCUCUGGCUAUGUUGGCUCAAAGGUUGUUGUUGUAGGGGCAUGCAACUCAGCGCAUGAUAUCGCGCUGGAUCUAUUUAACCAUGGUGUCGACGUGACUAUUAUACAAAGAUCUUCCACAUUUGUUAUAUCACAUCAGGCCCUGGCAGCUGGACAUGCAGUCACAUACAAUGACGACUUCCCGACCGAGCUUGCUGAUCUUCUCGGGUCCGCAUUGCCUUGGUCAACGCAAAAAUUGAUCACCCAACGCAAUAUUCUUCGGGUAGCCGGAGCAAUCGAUAGGGAUUUACUCGAGGGGCUCAAACGUGUUGGAUUCCAGACGAACCUGGGCCCUGAGGGAGCCGGUCUCAGUGCCUUGGUUUAUGAACGCGGGGGAGGUUUCUAUAUCAACACUGGUGCAAGUGAUAGAAUCAUAGAUGGUAGCAUCAAGCUAAAGAGUGGCUGUUCGGUUGGGCACUUCACCACACAUGGCCUAGCAUUGGAUGAUGGGACGGAGCUACAAGCGGAUGUAGUCAUUUUUGCCACGGGCUUUGGCAACCUGCAUGAUAGCGUGAGGUUGGUGUGUGGCGAGGAAGUUGCGCAAAAGGUCGGGCCCUUAUUUGGGUUGGACAAUGAAGGUGAAGUGCGUGGUGUCUGGAAGGAUAGCGGACACGAGGGUCUUUGGAUUGCGGCCGGAAACCUAUCACGAGCACGCAUUCACAGCAUGCACCUAGCCUUACGUGAGACACACUCUGAGCAUUAUAUGAUUUCUCGCUCACGAUCUAACAGAGAUUAA
Messenger RNA from Suillus clintonianus, 2124 nucleotides. RefSeq lists its product as uncharacterized. NCBI's taxonomy places the organism in Eukaryota, Fungi, Basidiomycota, Agaricomycetes, Boletales, Suillaceae. The coding region runs from base 289 to 2124 and encodes 611 amino acids. The transcript has 14 exons. The record is from RefSeq and is a predicted model, not a curated record. Gene Ontology annotation, molecular function: flavin adenine dinucleotide binding; monooxygenase activity.